Messenger RNA from Tachysurus vachellii, 1161 nucleotides. RefSeq names its product urate oxidase (gene uox). Gene Ontology annotation, biological process: urate catabolic process; purine nucleobase catabolic process. Lineage: Eukaryota; Metazoa; Chordata; Actinopteri; Siluriformes; Bagridae. Bases 175 to 1071 code for a protein of 298 amino acids. Gene Ontology annotation, cellular component: peroxisome. The record is from RefSeq and is a predicted model, not a curated record. Gene Ontology annotation, molecular function: urate oxidase activity. The transcript is spliced from 8 exons.
UUCAACAGUUCAACCCGCGGACAUGUACACGACCAUUGGAACCCCUUGCGAAAUGCAAAAAUACACGAGCGAUACCACCCCCUAAAUAUAAUCUUCUGUCCUCAGUAAAUCCUGCUGCUGUUGAAGAACAGAGGGUGAAGGCACACACAUAACCGGUAAAUCAAUCUGAGAAAUAUGGCUACCGCAAACAAGAAUGUUGAGUUUGUGCGAACAGGUUACGGGAAGAAUCAAGUUAAACUUCUGUAUAUCCAACGGGGAAGGAAUCAACAUUAUAUAAUGGAGCUGAAAGCAGAUGUGCAGCUUACGCUAAACUCUCGGAAAGAUUAUCUCACUGGAGACAACUCUGACAUCAUCCCAACCGACACCAUUAAAAACACUGUUCAUGCCCUGGCCAAGCUAAAAGGAGUUAAAACUAUUGAGGGCUUUGCCCUGGACAUCUGCAGCCAUUUCCUGACAGCAUUCAAACAUGUCACACGAGCAAAGGUCAACAUUGAGGAAGCCCCAUGGAAGAGAAUUGAAAAGAAUGCAGUUGAGCAUGCCCAUGCAUUCAUCUUCUCUCCAGAGUCUUGCCGCUUCUGUGAGGUUGAACAAUACCGAAAUGAGACUGCAGUGAUCCACAGUGGAAUCAAAGACAUGAAGGUUCUGAAGACCACACAGUCAGGUUUCGAGGGCUUCCUGAGAGACCGCUUCACCACACUGCAGGAGACCAAGGACAGAGUCUUCUGUACUUCUGUCUUCGCUAGGUGGAGAUACAACCAGUACAAGGAAGUAAACUUUGACAUGGCAUGGAAAACUGUAAAGGACAGCAUUAUAGAGAGGUUUGCUGGCCCCUUCUCUCAUGGGGAGUAUUCACCAUCUGUACAGAAGACACUCUAUGAUACCCAGGUUCUUGUGCUUGAGAGGCUGCCAGAGGUGGAGGAGAUUGAAAUUAUCAUGCCAAACCAGCACUACUUUAAUAUCGACAUGACCAAAAUCGGUCUCGCCAAUAAGGAUGAGGUCCUUCUACCUGUAGAUAAUCCAGCAGGCAACAUUACCGGAACUGUACGCAGGAAACCACAAGCCAAACUGUGAAACAGUACAGAAGAAUACGAGAAUCCACAAACAUAGCUGUCUUAACAGACUUUAAUAAACUGCAAUAAAAACAAGUCAACAAAAAAUGAA